Messenger RNA from Phytophthora nicotianae INRA-310, 5187 nucleotides. RefSeq lists its product as hypothetical. Gene Ontology annotation, biological process: regulation of autophagosome maturation; endosomal transport; endosome to lysosome transport. Lineage: Eukaryota; Oomycota; Peronosporomycetes; Peronosporales; Peronosporaceae. The coding region runs from base 30 to 3077 and encodes 1015 amino acids. The record is from RefSeq and is a predicted model, not a curated record. The transcript has 2 exons. Gene Ontology annotation, cellular component: endolysosome membrane; late endosome.
UCACGCUCAGCGUUAUUUUCUCUUUCGCCAUGGGCAAUAACUCCAGCAGCCCCGCGUCUACUUCUGCGCCGCUCAGCAGCAGCGGCACGGGCGCGCGCGGCGGCUUCCUGGGCUCGUUCCUGUCCGGCCGCCGUCUAGACUUCACAUUGAGCAACAUGCGGUCGCUGCACACGCAGCUAACGCGCUUCGCUGGUCUUCCCGACGCCGAGAUCGUGGAGCUAUUGCGCGUCCUGUCCGAGUUCCUCAUCUAUUCGGACCAACACCGCGUAUCUGUGGAGCUAGAGGACCAGGCUGCCUUAGAUGAGGCUCCAGACGACGCUGGUGCCUUCUUUGACUACUUUGGAGAGACCAAUAUGCUCGCAUUACUGGUAGAACUGGGCGCCAGCCAGCCCUCCAUGCCUGUACAGGUUCAACUGCUGCAAACUAUGAGCAUCCUAGUGCAAAAUAUCACGACACGCACGUCGCUGUACUAUAUUUUAAGUAAUAAUCACGUUAACCGCCUGCUGGAGUGCCCGUUUGAAGUGGAUCGAGACGACGACGUGCGAGACUGGUACGUGACCCUGCUCAAGGCCUUGUCGCUGCGGCUCAACGAGGAAACAGUGCAGUUCUUUUUAGACACGCAGCCAGCAGGGGAAGACUUCCGCUUCCCGCUCUACGCACGCGCGCUGCAGUUCGGACGGUGCAAUGAGACGAUGGUCAAGGUGGCGGUCAAGACGCUGACGCUCAAUGUUCUCCGAGUCCCGGACGCGAGAGUGCGGAGAUUCGUGCUGCAAUACGAUGAUUUAAAUUACUUCCGGGAUAUCGUGGAGAUCGCCAACGACCUGACACUCAAGCUGCAGGGAUUGCUGAAUACAUGGCCGUCUGCAGAGGACGCAGCGGGACGAAUAGCUACUACGGAGAAAUUGGAGGAGGCAGUGGACGCCUAUAUUGACCACUGUUUUUACUUACAGGAUCUACUGGAUGUGAACGUCCCCGAGCUGUGCUAUAAAAUAGGGGACUUGCUGUUUUCGAGACAUAUUAAGUGGCUAUUGGCGACGAGUAUACUGCCUGACUGUGGACCCCCACCACAACGAGUGUCGACGCAGCUGGCGCUGUAUUUACUCACUAGACUUUUGGGCAUUUUGGAGCACACACCUCUUGUGAACGCGAUCUCCUUUAUGUUGUUGAGUUCGGAUGCGACGGAAACCAGUGAAUACUCGACAGUAGCGCUAGGAGCUGGAUCAAAACGGAGACUUAGCAGCUCACAUUACUUGGAAACAGUAGACAGCAACGAUGACGAGAGUACUGCUACAACGGAGAACUCAUCUCGGCCGCUAUCUCCACAGCCUGAUCUGCGAUGGGACAAGGAGGCGCCUCCGAUGCAUGUGUUCCGUCCCCAUUCAGCUACAACAUGUGAGUCGUCACUGUGUUACGUUCAAACACGCUUUGCCAUGGGCGAGUGGCCUGUUGACGAGGUGAAGGCGUUUGUACCGCAGAGCACGAACUGUUACCGUCAGUCGUUGCUAUCACUGUUGUGUUCGAGCGAUGAGCGGCUCUCGUCGACAGUGGUUAUACUUCUACUAGCUAUCAUCAACAAUAGGGCUGUGGACCAUUCUUUAUUACGGGAGCUGGAUCUACUACCCUUUAGAUAUCGUACCGGAAAGUCUGCUUCCCGUAGCAAUGGACACGAUGAGACGCAGCAAGAAGAGAAUGAAGAUAAGACUAUGAAAUCUGCACUGCCAGCUACUGCAUCUCUAUCGUCUUCAUGCGAUUCUUCUAGCUCACAAGGAAUGGACGAAGAUGCUGAUAUGAAUUCUGCUACCGAAGAGGCGGCAAGUGAAGAUGGACUAAAGAACAGUUCGUGCCGGACAGGUACAUACCCUUACUGGCUAGUCGAGCUGAUUCUGGAGGUUCUUGCGCGAAAUCAAAGCUCGCGCUUGUUUAGUGUGCAGCUAUGUAUACGUUUGCUGGUGGAUAUCAUGGCUGACACACGUACACCAUCGCACCGCUGUCUCACUCAGCCUCACGCUGCUACACUCAAGAAUGUCCACUCGAGCAGUGCUCAUCUUGUCAUGGAGAGUAUGCGCGGCGCUAUGGCUGAAGUGGAUUUGUUCAUUUACGUACUGGAGAAAGAGGUAGCGAACUUCCAGCGUAUGCCCUUCCCUAUGGAGUUGCAGCUGGAUUCAUCGUCGCCGUUUGAGUGCCUUGUUCCUCUCACGAAGGAAGAGUCUGCAAACGCUCCAGCGUGGGCUGGUUCGCGAGACACGUUGGCACUGCGUCGUCCUUCGAAUGAGAUGGAAGUCUGUCGGAAAUCUAUGCGAGUCUUCCUUUUAUUGCGAAAAUUACGCGGACUCUUGGAUGAGACAUACGCAAGCGACGGAUUGGAGCAGCUUGUUGCUUACCGUCAUCCCCGCACGAGCAUUCUAGCGAGUGCUGCAGGUGGUAAAGGCUCCUGUACAGCGCCACUGGACGGCAUGGUAUCUCUGAGGUGUAUGUAUCGCGAGCAACGCUUCUUGUUAAUGCCCACAAGACUGUUGAUGGUGAUGAAUCCGGAGGCUUUUGUUCUCGUAGAAAAGAUCCCCGACCAAAACGAUGACAGCAGUUCAAAUGACGGCGAAGGGGAAGGGAUUGUAAAGGUAUUUGCACCUAUCCACCGCACAUACUGUACGAUGGAUCCACGAGAUGAUCGUGUGUUGCAAGUGUCCGUGCGCUCUGUAACCCCAGUGCCUGGUUGCCGCAGUGGUCGGAAAGACAGUCGGGAGGCACAUUCAUCUGACAGGCUGAAGGACUGGAGCGUUUUGUUGAUGUUCCCGACCGCAGAGGAUUGUGCCCAAGCACAAGCUCACAUCAAUAUCAGUGGCACGGAAGUACGCGCUUUUAAGCUGCAUCAGAUAGAGGAGAGCUUGACUGCACAUCUACAGGUAACGCAGUCUAGCAAUGGUAAGCGGCGUGGAUCGUUUUUCACAAACGCCCAGGUACACAUCGAAGAAGACAAAGAUGAUGAAGACGGAGUUGGAAGCAGUGAAGAAAGCGACGAGAAUGAAGUUGAUGAAGGAAUGGAGGAGGAAGAGAAAGAAGAAGACGAGUCCUCUGAUUGAACGGCAAGCCAGUGUAAGGUACAGCAAACCGCUGGUGUGCGGUCCUAUGUGGUGUUUCAUAAUGCCAACGUCGACUGCUAGCGCACGAGACCAGUAGUGCCAGCAACGUUCGAGGCACCGCUACCUCCCAUGACCUCGGCUUUCAUGCGCAAGAAACUGGAACGAACUUCAGCUGGCUGUGCGUUCAGAAAAUCCGCUGGAAAAUGCGCUGAAGCAUCAGCGGCGAGACUGAGCAGCUCUUUGGUAUUCUAAAGUAUUGGAAAUGUGAGCAAAUGGCAAUGAAAUGGAUUACGUAAUUUCCGUACCUUGAAGAGAGCAGCGACGCUAUCGACGAGAGUGCGUACGUUGUCUGGUUCGGUGUCGCUGUAAAGAGUUUUGACGGCGGCCAGGAGUUUGUCGACUGCAGCAGCACGCUCUUGGGCGAAUUGUUGCUGCAAGGCUACAAGAUCCCGUUUAAUCUGUUCGCCGUUGACGCUGCGUGCCUCCUUGGGGAAUAAUCUAGGCGCGUAUUUGAUGAGAAAUUUGAUGUCGGACAGUUCGGUCAGGUGGUCGUAGAUCUGGCGCACCAUUCCUUCGACCGUCGUGGGGUCGAUCCGAUCAAAGUACAAGUUGCGGAUCUUGAGCUCGAGGUCAGCAGCGCGCCUCUUACGUUCAGUGGCAGUUCGCAGUACGUCGAACUCGCGGCGUAUACGUGUGGCAUCCAGAUUCUCGAUUUUUUUUAUUGAGAACUCCUGUGGGAAUAGACGCUCGGUGUUGCGAAGCAAGGAGCGGACAUCAACGGCUUGUGGGAACAGCUUGAGUACACGGCGUAACGUGGUGUAGAGUACUGCGCUCGCUGUAGCACUGUCAUCAAGACGCUUGAGGCGUUGUUUGUUGAUCGGUGUAGCUAGAAAGGGAGAAGAUCAGAGGCUCAUCGUCCUCGUUUUUCUUCAAGAGAUGGCCCUUAGACACCCAGCGACGCUGCAAAGGUGUGUCGUCGAUGUUGAUGACGCGAAGAUGUUGCAGACGACCAAGUUCUUGUGGAAGUGUCUCGAGUGCUGAGGAACUGGCGUCAAGAUCUUGCAACUUAGUGCAGUUGACGAGCGAACUUGGUAGUCGCUUCAGACGCGGGUUGUUGUUCACGUAAAACUCACGCAGUGCAACUAGUGAUCCGAUCGCGUCAGGAAUGGCGUGUGGUCCCUCCAGCUGAUUGAAACUGAGAUCGAGUCGCACCAAUGUGGUAGUAAAUUCUCCGGAUGAACUAGAUGAGGACGACCCAGAUGUAUUCGAGAAGAGUUCAGACGGUACUCGUGUGAGCUGGUACUGAAUGAGGUGAAGCAUGCCAUGUUUCUUGGCUUCUUCCACCUGUGAAGCCACGCUACGUCGGCCCAUGUUUAAUGAGUACCAAGAACCUGACAAGAAUGAAAUGAAGCGACGCUUUGAAGAGUCUAGACACAGUUUGAACGGUUGUCAUACUUUCGUCCUGUUCUACUGCUGUGUGGCCACUAAAUGGCAGGGUUCCGAUGGAUAUACGGUAAAUUGCUCGGUAGAGUCUUGAUCUGCAUCCGAACGCCUUCAUCUUCGUUGAUUGUCACAAUGCGUGGUGCAGGGGGAGUGCUGCCUGCCUCGGAUGGAGUGGAGGCUCCAAGCUUGGCCUCAACACGUUUCGUGAUCGCUGCUACUGAUCGAACCGAGUGCACUGACCGAAUCGACUUGCAUUCAGAGAGCACGCUACUUGCCACGCUCAUGGCAUCGUCGUCGCCGUCCUUGGCAUCUGCACGGUCCCAACCGAGUUGAGACAGAUCGUUCCCGUUGAGAGCACCGCCACCGUUGGCCAAUUCUUCAAGCCGCUGCUGUUCACGUUCACUACGCUUUUCUUCAGCCUGUUCAUAGUCUACAAUAGACUGCACUUGUGCUAGCUGCUGCUCGACUUGUGCGACGCGUGCCUUAAUCUCCACGUCGUCCAUGAACUGAUCAAUGUCUAGAUUGUUUGCAAACUCAAUGAGAUCAUUAGCUUCCGCGUCCUCCAAGCAAUCAAGCUUCUCGUCUGCAGUUGCUUUUGUAAGUGCCCACAUGGGUCGGUUCAAGUUCUUUUUCUUUUCUUCAGCUUCAGUGUUAGGAACAUCUUCGU